AUGUCGCAACAACAACAAGCAGGCCAUACUAUCGCAGAUGUGUACAAAGGUGUGAUAAAUGAUGUCAUUGGGCAAGUUAAGGAAGCAUUUCUGGACGAAAACAUUGAUAUUGAUGUUUUACAGCAGCUUAAAAAGGACUGGGAAGAGAAGUUAAUUGCUAGCAAUAGUGUUGAUUGGGAUGGUCCACGACAUGUACCACCACCUCCAUUACGACAGGUGAAGCAGCCGAUUAUGACAAGUACAACUAUACCUCCAGGCAGCACUGUCCGUAUCGCACAAAAUGGGCAGCAUAUAUUGGUUCAGCAGCCGGCACGAUCAUCAUUAUUAUCGUCACAGGCUCAACAGCCGGCACUGGUUAUGCAAGCAAGUGGUACAUCAAGCAUACAAAGGCCAGUGCAGCAGGUGCAGUACAUUAGCACUGCUAAUAUUCCGAUCAGUGGUGACCCAAACACCGUUGUAAUACAGCGGCAAUCAAUGAACCAGAACACAUCGCAGAUAACCACAAUGUCUCCUGGGAUGAUUACAUUUCCUGCUGGACAGGGUCAAGCACGAAUUGUUCAACAGGGCGGUCAACAGUUUUUGAUGCACGGAAGUGGUGCAGCUAAUCUUCCGACGGGCAGCAGCGUUAUGAUUUUGAAUGCUGGUUCACAAAUCCCGGUGACACUGAAUAACGCCGUCGUUUAUCAACCGGCAAAUAGACAGUCACUUCAACCUGGGCAGUCUAAUGUGAAACCUGAAGAUACGAUUCAGUUGCUUGACGGAGCAACUAGUUUGAUUGCCAAAACAUCUAAAGCUGGUUCGUCUCGCACAAAUCAGAAGUACACAGGACGAGAAACCGAUCAAAAAUGUAAGGGUACUUUAAAAAAAUUAGUACAGUUAGAUGGAGCAACUCGAGUUAGUGAUUCAUCAUCAGAAGAGGAAGAAAUGGACGAAGAAGAUGAUGAUGAUCCACUGAGGACUAUCGCUGACCGUAUAAGUGAAGAAGGAAAUGCUGUUGAAGACGAAGAUCAGGUGACCGAAGAAGAUCCUCUAAAUUCUGGUGAUGAUCAAAGCGACGAUGAAGAUGUGGAGAGGCUUUUCGAAGCAGAGAACCUCGUCAUGUGCCAAUUUGAAAAAGUACAUCGAGCUCGUAGCAAGUGGAAGUUCACAUUGAAGGAUGGGGUAAUGCAUAUACGUGGUAAGGAUCACUGCUUUCAGCGUUGUUCGGGUGAGGCCGAGUGGUAG
This is a messenger RNA of Cercopithifilaria johnstoni, 1224 nucleotides long. NCBI's taxonomy places the organism in Eukaryota, Metazoa, Nematoda, Chromadorea, Rhabditida, Onchocercidae. The record is from the annotation of a GenBank genome assembly.